AGGUUUAUAGGAAAAAACGUUAUUUGAGUCAGUUAGAUAAAGGUGUGGAAGUUAUAACUUCCACCAUUAUUAAUCACCCACUCCUUUCAUAAACCCCUCAAUUAAUCAAUCAAAUUUCACAUAAAAAUAAAACCCACCCAUAAACUUCCACCUACCUAAGUCCAAACGAAAAAACACCCAACUUCUAUUAUUUGCAAAUAACAAAAAAAAAAAUUAUAACCGAAGUUUCAACCUUCACAAGAAGAAGUUGAAGUACAGAAUUAAUCACGUUGGAAACCAGAUAUACUCCAACUUCACAAGUAGUUAUUAUACACACAAAAAUUCAGUUUUAACUUUUAAGGUAAAAGAAGAGAUCGAUUUCGAUGAUGAUUGGAGCAAAUUCAAAUUCUAGUUCCGGUGAUGAUAACGGCGAUAAAGUGAAAGGUUCAUGGAGUCCACAAGAAGACGCAACGCUGGUAAAAUUGGUAACCGAACACGGCCCGCGAAAUUGGUCCGUCAUAAGCAACGGAAUCCCCGGUCGUUCCGGCAAAUCAUGCCGUCUCCGGUGGUGUAAUCAGCUGAGUCCCGACGUUCAACACCGUCCUUUCAGUCCGUCGGAAGAUAAGAUCAUAAUUAAAGCGCACGCCAUUCACGGUAACAAAUGGGCGACGAUUUCUCGUCUUCUUCCAGGUCGAACCGAUAACGCGAUAAAAAACCACUGGAAUUCAACCCUCCGCCGUCAACAUAUGGAGGUUCCGAUAAUUCCCUCCUCCGUGGGUAUCGGAAAACGUCCUCCUAACGCUUAUGACGGUUAUAACAGUUUGUUGGAUCUACGUUGCCCUUAUAAACGGCCGUGUUUAGAGAAUAACAGUUCACGUGACGGUGAAGAAACGGUUACGGAAGAGGAAGAUGCGGGUAAUAACGUUACCGUUACGACGUCGUUAAGUCUUUUUCCACCUGGAGAGAAAUUUAUGAAAGAAGAAGAAAAUAAAAAAGAAGAAAUUUUUGAAGCUAAUGGGAAUGUAUUUGGAAACGAUUGUUUGAAAUCGAUUAUUCAGCGUAUGAUAGCGGAGGAAGUUAGGAAUUAUGUUGAUAACAUGCGCCGGGAUGGGUUUCAACUUGGAACUGGGUUAGCUCCUGAUUCAACAUUUCGAAAGUGAAAAAAUUACAAUUUUUUUUUUUUAAUUUUUAUAAUUGUUUUUAGGUUUCUACUCCUGUUCUAUCAGACAAGUUUGUGUUUUUAAUAUAUUUUUGGAGUUCCUUUUGUUA
This is a messenger RNA of Cicer arietinum (chickpea), 1248 nucleotides long. Its product is annotated as transcription factor MYB73-like. Gene Ontology annotation, cellular component: nucleus. Gene Ontology annotation, molecular function: DNA-binding transcription factor activity, RNA polymerase II-specific; RNA polymerase II cis-regulatory region sequence-specific DNA binding. The record is from RefSeq and is a predicted model, not a curated record. NCBI's taxonomy places the organism in Eukaryota, Viridiplantae, Streptophyta, Magnoliopsida, Fabales, Fabaceae. Gene Ontology annotation, biological process: regulation of DNA-templated transcription.